Messenger RNA from Sesamum indicum (sesame), 2263 nucleotides. RefSeq names its product Peptidase M28 family protein (gene AMP1). Gene Ontology annotation, molecular function: carboxypeptidase activity. The record is from RefSeq and is a predicted model, not a curated record. Lineage: Eukaryota; Viridiplantae; Streptophyta; Magnoliopsida; Lamiales; Pedaliaceae.
AUGCCAUUCUCUGGCAAACACUCAUGCACUCUUCUCUACAUCCUCACACUCUCCCUCCUCGCCCUCUACACCACCCUCCGCCGCCGCCGUCCCUAUUAUCGCGAUACAUUCCUCUCCUCCGCUAGCAACUACACCAUCGCCGCCUACCUGCGCCACCUCACCCUUCGACCCCACCUAGCCGGCACCCCUCUCUCCCUCUCCACCGCCCUCUACGUUCAAUCCCACUUCCAAUCCCUUGGCCUAACCACUCAUCUCACAAACUUCUCUGUCCUCCUCUCCUACCCCCAGCACUCCUCUCUGUCCGCGCGUUUUAGCGACGGCAGUGUUCUCCCCGUUGCCCUCUCCGAACCCACCGUCCCCCAAAAUGGCGUUGUGGCGCCAUACCACGCGUACUCCCCCUCCGGCUCGGCGUACGGCGAGGCGGUGUUCCUGAACUACGGCAGGGAGCAGGACUACCAUGCGCUGGGUGCUCUGGGGGUGGUUGUUAAGGGUUGUGUGGGAAUAGUUCGGCGGGGUUCGGGGAUGUCGAGAUACGAGGUGGUGGCAAAUGCUGCGGCCCACGGGGUGUCGGCGGUGCUUAUGUACACCGAGGGUGAGUAUAAAGAAGGUGUCGAGAGGGGGACUGUCAUGAACGGUCUGGGGGACCCACUUACUCCUGGUUGGGCCGGAAUUGAAGGCGGCGAGAAACUUGACUUAAAUGAUCCGCGAGUGACGGAGAAAUUUCCAGCGGUGCCGUCGUUGCCGGUGUCGGAGGCGGCGGCCGAGAGUAUAAUUAGGUCGUUGGAGGGGGCAGGAGUGCCUUUUGAGUGGAGGGAGAGUUUCAAGAUUGGUGGUAGAAGAAUCAGGCGGGUGGGGCCCGGCCCGACUAUGCUGAAUUUUACAUACGAGGGUGAGCAAAAGAUGACAACCAUCCAUAAUGUCUUUGCGGUCAUAAAGGGAUCAGAAGAACUGGAUCGCUCUGUGCUUCUAGGCAACCAUAGAGAUGCAUGGACGUUUGGGGCUGUCGACCCUAAUAGCGGAACUGCUACUCUACUUGACAUUGCCCGUCGACUUGCUCUUCUUAUGCGCUUAGGUUGGAACCCGAGAAGAACAAUCAUUCUUUGCAGCUGGGAUGCAGAAGAAUUUGGGAUGAUUGGGUCAACUGAAUGGGUUGAGCAAAACCUUGUGAAUCUUGGCUCCAAAGCAGUGGCUUACCUUAAUGUGGACUGUGCUGCUCAAGGCCCUGGUUUUUUCGUUAGCGCAACCCCGCAGCUAGAUGAUCUUCUCGUUGAAGUAACGAAGCAGGUCAAAGAUCCCGAGUCGGAGGGUUUAUAUUUAUAUGAACGGUGGGCAGCUGCCAACAAAGGUGUCAAUAAGAUUCAAAGACUUAGCAGAGUUGAUUCAGAUUUUGCUCCAUUUUUGCAUCACGCAGGCGUUCCUUCUGUUGAUUUAUACUUCGGAAGUGAUUUUCCAGUUUAUCACACGGCUUUUGACUCCUAUGAUUGGAUAGUGAACUUUGGCGACCCCUCAUUUCAGCGGCAUGUAACAGUGGCAGGAAUAUGGGGACUUAUUGCACUUCACCUUGCUGAUGACCCGAUUCUGCCAUUUAACUACCUCUCUUAUGCUACUGAAUUGCAGGAGUAUAAAAAUGUACUGACCACAUUGGUGGGAACCGUCUCAUUGGAUCCCAUUGCUGCUGCCAUCCAAGAAUUCAUAGCCGCUGCAAAUGAGACUGAGGAAGAAGCCCAGAAACUGAGGGUGGAUCAAAACGUAGAUGAAUCUACAGUGUUGAGAAGGCGCAUGUUAAAUGAUCGAUUGAUGCUGACUGAAAGAGGCUUCUUAGACACAGAGGGGCUUCGCGGAAGGCAGUGGUUCAAGCAUCUUAUAUACGGACCUCGAGGGGAUACAGAGAGCAAGAUUGCAUUCUUUCCUGGAAUAGGUGAAGCAAUGUCAGGAAGAAUGAAUGAGGAAGAACGGGAGGCAACGAUCAGGCAUGAGAUAUGGAGAGUUGCGAGGGCCAUCGAAAGAGCAGCCAUUGCAUUGAGAGGUGAAUUGAGGUGAGAAGGAUGAUUGAAGGGGCAAAGGAGAAGAUGUAGCCAUAAUGUACAGAACAGUGAAAAUGAUAAUCCGGUUGUGAUAGAAAGGACAGAGGAGGGGGAGGGGAUGGGGAUGGAUGGUGUAUAAAUAUGUUGGAAAAUAAUUAUUUGAUGCAUCAAAGUUUAGAUUUAUAUUCUUUCAGAUCAGAAGAAACAAAAAAUUAAUUGCCAUUCCUUUUUCCUCGUUA